Molecule: messenger RNA, 1017 nt
Organism: Zalophus californianus (California sea lion)
Lineage: Eukaryota; Metazoa; Chordata; Mammalia; Carnivora; Otariidae
Gene: LHFPL4
Product: LHFPL tetraspan subfamily member 4
Exons: 4
Coding region: 242-985 (247 amino acids)
Biological process (GO): sensory perception of sound; gamma-aminobutyric acid receptor clustering
Cellular component (GO): inhibitory synapse; postsynaptic membrane; plasma membrane
Molecular function (GO): GABA receptor binding
Source: RefSeq, a predicted model, not a curated record
CGCGCCCCGGGGAGAACCCGAGCAAGAUGGAGGCCGCGCCGAGGCCGCCUCCUGGGCCGAGGCAGCAGCUGCUGGGAGCGCCGAGCCGGGGCGCCUAGGCCGUGCCAGUCCCGGACCCACUGCUCUGGACCGGGCCCAGCUCCCGCCUGUCAGCCCGGCAGCCCGGCAGCCCGGCGGUCGGUCCCGGGCCGGCGGCCCCCGCCAGCCGCCGUCGCCGCCGCCGGCCCCGCCCCCGGGCACCAUGCUGCCCUCGCAGGAGGCCUCCAAGCUCUACCACGAGCACUACAUGCGGAACUCGCGGGCCAUCGGUGUGCUAUGGGCCAUCUUCACCAUCUGCUUCGCCAUCAUCAACGUGGUGGUCUUCAUCCAGCCCUACUGGGUGGGCGACAGCGUGAGCACCCCCAAGCCUGGCUACUUCGGCCUCUUCCACUACUGUGUGGGCAGCGGGCUGGCGGGCCGCGAGCUCACCUGCCGAGGCUCGUUCACCGACUUCAGCACCAUCCCGUCCGGCGCCUUCAAGGCAGCCGCCUUCUUCGUGCUGCUCUCCAUGGUGCUGAUCCUCGGCUGUAUCACCUGCUUUGCGCUUUUCUUCUUCUGCAACACGGCCACGGUCUACAAGAUCUGCGCCUGGAUGCAGCUUUUGGCAGCUCUGUGCCUCGUGCUGGGCUGCAUGAUCUUUCCCGACGGCUGGGACGCCGAGACGAUCCGGGACAUGUGCGGGGCCAAGACCGGGAAGUACUCCCUGGGGGACUGUUCGGUGCGCUGGGCGUACAUCCUGGCCAUCAUCGGCAUCCUCAACGCCCUCAUCCUCUCCUUCCUCGCCUUCGUGCUGGGCAACCGGCAAACAGACCUGCUGCAGGAGGAACUCAAGCAGGAGAACAAAGAUUUUGUGGGCUCUACGGUAAGCUCCGUGUUGCGGCCAGGGGGUGAUGUCUCCGGAUGGGGAGUCCUCCCCUGUCCCGUCGCUCACUCACAGGGACCCUGAAGGCCAGGAUCACAGCCCAGGAAUUGACCUGU